Molecule: messenger RNA, 681 nt
Organism: Cooperia oncophora
Lineage: Eukaryota; Metazoa; Nematoda; Chromadorea; Rhabditida; Trichostrongylidae
Source: the annotation of a GenBank genome assembly
AUGAUACUGGUGCAAUACGUUGUAGCUUUAGCUGCUUUUACUCACAUUCUUGGGUCGAAAAUUAUUUACACGCAGAAUGAUGAUGGCAGUUUCACAUACGUUGGUUUAGAGACAGGCGCCAGUUGGAGGAACAGAAUAAUAUAUUUUGGAGGGAGCCUCAUUUACGCACUUUUGAGCCUGGUUCUCAACGCUAGGCUUUCCAUCGAAUGGCGUAAGCUGACAAAGUUUGGUGGCAGUUCGAGGAAUACUGGCUAUGAGAAGGUGAGGGUAGCGUUAUUAGUAUAUACAGCGCUCGUGUUUAUUUCUACUAUGUUGAUGUGCGCCCAACAAAUCUCGAAGGCAAUUGCUUCUCUUACUAAGAAUGCGGAAUUCGACCUUUGGGCAACCGUGCCAGUACUGGACUACCUUCCCAGUGAGAUUUUCUUUGCGGCUAAACGUGCUUCAUAUGGAAAAUGCGGAACAGGUUUUUAUAUUCCUAUAAAAACCAUGUCAUCCAGGGGACCCGGGAGAUUUUACUGGAUAAAUGACGUCAUGAUGUGCGUACCACCCUUCUGCCUUGUGGUACUUUCAUCGGAUCUUCGCAAGGAUAUUAUCAACUUUGCUCGGUGUAGAAGGCACAGAAACGGUCACCAUGCUGCGGUUUCUGUAUUCAAUCGCCAGUCCACUGUAGGAAAGUAUUGA